UGUUUACUGGUGUUUCUGUUUACAUGCAGAAAAAUGGCUGAGUCAAAUAUUUCAGUAGCUCAGGACGAGUUUAGCUGUUCAGUCUGUCUGGAAACACUGAAGGAUCCAGUAACUACAUCAUGUGGACACAGUUUCUGUAUGGUGUGUAUCAAUAAACACUGGGAUAAGGAGGAUGAUAAGGAAACAUACAGCUGUCCACAGUGUAGACAAACCUUCACUCCAAGACCUGUUGUGAGUAAAAACACCAUUCUAGCUGGAGUUGCGGAGAAACUGAAGAAGAAAGAAUCCCAAGUUCCACUUCCUAUUGGACCUGAAGAUGUGGAGUGUGAUUUCUGUACUGGGAGAAAAUACAAAGCUGUUAAAUCCUGUCUGGUGUGUUUGGCCUCUUUUUGUGAAACUCACAUUCAGCCUCACUAUGAAUCUCCUGCUUUUAAGAAGCACAAGCUGGUUAAAGUCUCCAGACGACUCCAGGAGCAGAUCUGCUCUCAGCAUGAUAAACUGCUGGAGGUUUACUGUCGUACUGAUCAGCAGUGUAUCUGCCUGAUGUGCACCAUGGAUGAUCAUAAAGGACAUGAUACAAUAUCAGCUGAAGGAGAAAGAGCUAAGAAACAGAAGCAGCUGCUGGAGAUCCAGAGAAAAUUCCAGGAGAAAAUCCAGAACAGAGAAAAGGAACUUAAUAAACUGAUAAACGCUGUGGAGUCUCACAAAUUUUCUGCAAAGACAUCAGUAAAGAACAUUGAGAGGAUCUGUGCUAAACUAAUGAACUCAAUUAGGAGAAGAUGCUCUGAGGUGAAAGAUUUGAUCAGAGAUCAAAGGAAUGCUGAAGUGAGUGAAGCUGAAAAAGUCGUGAAGCAGUUGGAGGAGGAGAUUGUAGAUCUGAAGAAGAAAGAUGCUGAACUGGAGCAGCUUUCACACACAGAGGAUCCCAUCCAUUUCCUCCAGAGUUUCCAGUCUCUCUCGACUCCUGCUGGAUCUGCAGAAUCACCCACCAUCACAAUCAGUCCUUUCCUCUCAUUUGAUGAAGUUACAGAGUCUGUAUCUCAGCUGAGAGAGAAAGUAGAAGAAUUCUGGAUAUGGCUGUUUGAGAAGAUACAAGAUGAAGUGAAGAAUGUCCGGAUUAUUUCACCUCCUGAACUUGAAAUCAGAGAAGAUUUUCUACAAUAUUUCUGUCGGUUCACACUGGAUCCAAACACAGUAAAUAAAAACCUCCGUCUGUCUGAGGAGAACAAAGUGGUGACCAACAGUGAAACAUUACAGUCGUAUCCUGAUCAUCCAGAUAGAUUUGAUCGUUACUCUCAGGUUCUGUGUAGAGAGAGUGUGAGUGGACGCUGUUACUGGGAAGUUGAGUGUAGUGGGAAUAAUGGGGUUUGUAUAGCAGUGUCAUAUAAAAGCAUCAGCAGGAAGGCACGUGGAUCUGAGUGUUGGUUUGGAUGUAAUGAUCAGUCCUGGAUUUUGUUCUGUUCUCCAUCCAGAUUUUUAUUCCGGCACAAUAACAAAAGAACUGAAAUUCCCAUAAUGCCGAGUUCCUCUAGAAUAGGAGUGUAUGUGGAUUACAGAGCAGGAACUCUGUCCUUCUACAGCGUCUCUGAUACAAUGAAGCUCCUCCACAGAGUUCAGACCACAUUCACUCAGCUCCUCUACCUGGGGUUUUGGGUUGGUUUGGGAACAAAAGUG
Molecule: messenger RNA, 1674 nt
Organism: Trichomycterus rosablanca
Lineage: Eukaryota; Metazoa; Chordata; Actinopteri; Siluriformes; Trichomycteridae
Product: tripartite motif-containing protein 16-like
Exons: 6
Molecular function (GO): protein binding; zinc ion binding
Source: RefSeq, a predicted model, not a curated record